Ixodes scapularis (black-legged tick) is the source of this 3569-nucleotide messenger RNA. RefSeq names its product ATP-dependent RNA helicase me31b. The transcript is spliced from 12 exons. Gene Ontology annotation, biological process: cytoplasmic stress granule assembly; P-body assembly. The record is from RefSeq and is a predicted model, not a curated record. Gene Ontology annotation, cellular component: cytoplasmic stress granule; P-body. Gene Ontology annotation, molecular function: RNA helicase activity; ATP binding; mRNA binding. The coding region runs from base 197 to 1528 and encodes 443 amino acids. NCBI's taxonomy places the organism in Eukaryota, Metazoa, Arthropoda, Arachnida, Ixodida, Ixodidae.
GUUUAAUAAAUGGUCAGCCAUCUUGGGAGACGUCAGUUGGUCUGUAUGCCGUUAAUAAAUCUCCGUGCAUCGGAAAAGGCGCUCGUCGAAAACGAACUACAUGGUGUGCGUUUGAGUCUACAAUAUCUGUUCUCUAUCUCCGGCAAAAAUCCCAAGGACACUGCCAGAUAGAACGAGGUUGUCGGAGCCAUCCAAGAUGUCGAGUGUUGCAGAGAACUCUGACAACCACACUCCCGACAAGUCAAUGAACCACACCAACAACAUCAGGGAUGUUGUGGACGAAGGCGGCUGGAAAGCGAAGCUUGUUAUUCCCCCCCGUGACAUGAGAAAGAAAACUUCGGAUGUGACAGACACGAAGGGCAACGAGUUUGAGGACUUCUGCCUGAAGCGGGAGCUGCUGAUGGGCAUCUUCGAGAAAGGCUGGGAGAAGCCCUCUCCCAUCCAGGAGGCAAGCAUCCCCAUCGCCCUGCUGGGCAGGGACAUCCUGGCCAGGGCCAAGAACGGCACGGGCAAGACGGGCGCCUACAUCAUCCCCAUGCUACAAAGGAUCGACGUCACCAAGGACCACAUCCAAGCCAUGGCGAUAGUGCCGACGCGCGAACUUGCCCUGCAGACCAGCCAGAUUUGCAUUGAGCUGUCCAAGCACCUCAAGGCUCGAGUGAUGGUCACUACUGGCGGCACCAACCUCAAGGAUGACAUUAUGCGUAUCUACGAAAACGUGCACGUAAUAAUUGCCACCCCUGGUCGCAUCCUGGAUCUCAUGGAAAAGCGCGUUGCCCAAAUGGACAAGUGCAGCAUGCUCAUCCUGGAUGAGGCGGACAAGUUGCUGUCCCAGGAUUUCAAGGGCCUCCUGGACAAAGUGAUCAGCUUCCUUCCUCAGGACAGACAAAUCCUCCUCUACUCUGCCACAUUCCCCCUGACUGUGGAACAGUUCAUGAAGAAGCACCUCCACAGCCCGUACGAGAUAAACCUGAUGGACGAGCUAACCCUGAAGGGAGUUACGCAGUACUAUGCCUUCGUUCAAGAGAGGCAGAAGGUGCACUGUCUCAACACGCUCUUCUCCAAGCUGCAGAUCAACCAGUCCAUCAUCUUCUGCAACUCGACUCAGCGAGUGGAGCUCCUGGCCAAGAAGAUAACGGAGUUGGGCUACUCGUGCUACUACAUCCACGCCAAGAUGUCGCAACAGCACCGCAACCGCGUGUUCCACGACUUCCGCGCCGGCCUCUGCAGGAACCUAGUGUGCUCCGACCUGUUCACAAGGGGCAUAGACAUCCAGGCGGUGAAUGUGGUGAUCAACUUCGACUUCCCCAAGAUGGCGGAGACGUACCUGCACAGGAUCGGCCGGUCCGGGCGCUUUGGCCACCUGGGCAUCGCCAUCAACCUGAUCACCUACGACGACCGCUUCUCCCUGCACCGCAUUGAGCAGGAGCUGGGCACAGAGAUCAAGCCCAUCCCCAAGGUCAUUGACAAGAACCUUUAUGUGGCAGACCUGCAGAUGGAGGAUCCAGAAGCAAACGCCAACAAAUAGACAAGUCGUCUCUUCAGUAGUGCAAAACUGUGAACUUUUUGUACACCACUUCCCAGAAGUCUGUUUCCAUAUUGUACAGAAGAGCGAGUGUGGAUGUGUGUGCGUGCCUGUGCUCAAGUCGACAAGAAACGAGAGGAAGAGAACUGAGCGUGCCUGAGUGAACAAGUAUUUAUUGAAGUGCUCAUCCCUCAUAAUUUAUUCGCAAGUCAAAGGAGCCCCUCCCUCCCCGAGCUGGACGUGGCCUUGGCCGAGGAGAAACAUUUUCGUUCUCCGUUUCGUUGUCGUCGCUCUGCGGAUGCUCACCAGGACUGGCUUCCUCCGUCGUGCCCCAAAUUGUUUGCCCGCCUGCCGUGCCUCUCGUGUACAGGACCAAACAAAUGAAAAGAGGCGAUCGUUGAGGCGACUGGCGUUUCGAAGAGGCCCGACCACCCCUCCGCCAAGGCCGCCGCAAGUCCUGUGUGGGGAAUUUUCUUUGUUUGUUGCGUGGGACUCUAUUACAAGGGACAGGGGGACGAGGGGAGGGCUCUCUCUCCCUCUACCCCCAAAGGAGACCACAGUCAGAAGCAACAGGGACUGCUGCACUUUUCACCUAUGUUUUUCUCAGCGGUGGGGUGGUGCCAACACGUCAGAAAAAGUAAGAGAUCGCUAUUGCAGUGGCGCCGGCAGUCUGGUUUUGUGAACAACUGACGGUAGCAUUUGGCCAAGAAGGGAAGUGUGUUGGGGAGGGUGAGGGAGGGGGCGACCUUUAUCCACUGUUCAUUCAUCGUCACAAUAUUUUUGGCCUAUUUUUUUCUCGAAAUCUGCUGCAUGAAAUGUGGAAAUUCUACUUGCUCCCAAAUAUGUUCACUACUAUAAAUUUGCUGAAUUUCUUUACAGUGAUUGGGUUGGAGCACAUUAAGAAAUAGAUUAAUCUUGUGUUCAUCUAUUUUUUUUUUUAUUUCCCUAAAAAUUUUGCUUUAGGUAAGAGUGUAACAGACUUUUUUUUUCUUUUGCCCAUGCAGUUGCGUGGCAAGUGAGAAAACGGGCUCUUUUUAUUUUCGAUGGUGGAUGGAGAGGCUCGGAAUCUUGUUUUAAUUUUGUUUCUUCUCCCAAACGUUUCAAUGUAAAUAUGCACCACUGUUGGAGUUUGCCAAAAGCAAGUCUAGGGUUUUUUUUUUUUUUUUUUGAGUGCCUGUGUGGUGAAUGCGAAACAAAUAACUUUUUGAAUUGAAGAGACUAGUGAAUCUUCUGGACUGCUAGACAGGAAUGUGGGACAGCGUGUUGUCCACGUGAAUGAGUCAUUGCAAGAGAGCAAGUGUGUACAUUUGAGACUGUUUACUGUGCGGUAUGGAGCGUGUGUGCGUUAAAACUACUUCAGUGGUGCCCCUAACUCAUGCCUCCCUUUUUGACUGUUUUCUAGUUCUUGUUCUUCCCUGUUCUAUUUUCUUUUCUUUUUCACGUGGGAGCCAUUUUGUUUUUCCUCUCCAGUCCUCUUAUUCACACCACCUUCAGAAGUCUGCCUUGUGUAGACUUGCAAAGUGCCACGGCCCGUGGGGAAAGACGGCCAAGGCACCUCGUCCGAGGGCGCCGGUGGGGGCCGCCUCCGCAGGGCUGCAGUCACUUCCCGGUUCGCUCGGACGCGGUUUGGGUUUCGGAAGUUUCGAAACCUCGGGUUAUUUGGCCUCCCGGGGUUGCCCAUCGUCUCGGCUGCUCUCCCCACGGGUGCACACGAGAAAUGCAUUCGACCAUUUAGGCCAAGCCAAAUUUUUGCAAAGUUUUUUUUUUGGGUGGGGGAAAUCCGAAUAGAAUUGUGCGUACGACUAGGUUUCCCAGGGCAUACACGAAUUCUCCUGGUGCGUUUAAUUUCAGAUUUGAAAUGGCAAGAUGUAUUUGGUGAUUCCCCACCAGUUUUGUAUGCAACAAAGUUAAGAAAGUGACGAUUGGCAAAAAUUAGAAAUAUUGGUUCAUUGGCCCAAGUGAAGACCAUAUCGGAUUACGGCGUUUUGUGAUCGGAACGAAAUAACACGUGACCUGCCAAAAUAAAGGAUUUAUAUCUUUUAUA